This is a messenger RNA of Erpetoichthys calabaricus (reedfish), 1985 nucleotides long. It is a transcript of the gene timm21, whose product is annotated as translocase of inner mitochondrial membrane 21. The transcript has 6 exons. Gene Ontology annotation, biological process: protein import into mitochondrial matrix. Gene Ontology annotation, cellular component: TIM23 mitochondrial import inner membrane translocase complex. The record is from RefSeq and is a predicted model, not a curated record. NCBI's taxonomy places the organism in Eukaryota, Metazoa, Chordata, Cladistia, Polypteriformes, Polypteridae. The coding region runs from base 145 to 888 and encodes 247 amino acids.
AUUUCGUCCAGGCGCGGUGCAUGGAUUGCAAUGGCGAAUUAAUACUGUUUUUUCAAAUUUAAGAGACAUGUCUUCCAUUUAUUAUUAAAUAGUCCGUUCUGUUAAUUUUUGAACGUAUUAUCGACAAAAGCGAAACACAGGACCAUGGCUUAUUACGUGUGUAUAAAACCAGCUCAACUAAGCUUGAUGCGCGCGAGCAAUGUGCUUUUGCACUGUUUAAAGCAAAUUAGAACGAAUACUUUGAGCCAAAGCUCGUCUGCGUUAUACUUUGUUAGCAACGGCAAGGGCAAGUCCUUGAUUCUCAGCGGCUCGCGCUGCCCCCCGUGCAGAUUUAUCUCAUCUGGCCAUAGUGUGCGAAGUGAACGGAACCCACACAACAGGAACGAGCAAGCCGGGCAGUUGACGACCCGGAGGAGUCCGAGCGAAGCGCCCACGGUGUCCACGGCUCAGAAAGUGAAAGAAGCUGGAAAAGACUUUACUUAUUUAAUAGUUAUACUUGUUGGACUUGGAGUAACAGGUGGAUUGUUUUAUGUUGUCUUCAAGGAAUUGUUUUCAUCAUCAAGUCCCAGCAAAAUUUAUGGAGUGGCAUUAGAGAAAUGCAGGGCUCAUCCUGAGGUUAUUGGAGUAUUUGGAGAGCCGAUAAAAGGGUAUGGAGAGACAACUCGUCGUGGUAGAAGGCAGCAUGUCAGCCAUGUUGAAUAUAUGAAAGAUGGAGUCAAGCAUAUGAGACUGAAGUUUUACAUUCAAGGAUCAGAGCCUAGAGUUGAAGGAACAGUACAUUUAGAAGUUAAAGAGAAUCCAACAAGUGGAAAAUUUGAAUUUUGCUUUAUUUUUGUGGAUAUUGACACAUACCCAAGAAGGUCCAUUGUCAUUGAAGACAACAGAUGAGCUAAUGAAGGAGACAGGUUUUGCUUUAACUGCUUUACUGCCAAAUGUACUGUCAUCAUGGUAAAAUUGUACUCCACUCAGUGUCCUUGAUUAUAAUUUACAAAUGAAAAUUUACUUUUUUUUUUCUUAAACGGAACUAGAAAUUGUAUUGAACAGUAGAAUAAUGAAUAUUACAGUAAAAACAAAGUAAUUUUUUUUGCUGUGGGUUGAACAGAAAAAAACGUAUAAAUGAAUACUAUUUUCCUAAACGGAGAUGGGAAAAUGCAAAACUCAAAACUAGUGCAAACUUAUCAUGUACUGGAACUCCAGAGAUGAUGUGGUUUUCACUUAACAAGUCAGAGAUUGUUUUUACUAAUUGAGAAGAUUAAAGUUUGAAUUAAAAGAGCAUUUUUAAAAUCCGUGCUGAAAUGAAUUUCUAUCGAUUUGUAACAGUUUUCCAGUGCAUUAAAAGUGUCAAACAUACAGUACAUACUACUUCAGAGUGUCAUUCUUGUAAUUGUGUGAUGUAAAUGUAACGUGAAGGGGGUGGGGGUGGUGAAGCUAGUGUUUCUCUGACAGAUGAAGACAAGCUUAGUCAGUCACUUUCUAAUAUAAGUGAUGGAUAUCUUAAAUGGAAAUGUACAUUUUUUGGCCAUUUAUUUGUUUUCCAAGUCAGUUUAUCCCAACACAGGAUCACAGGGUAUUGAAGCCUAUCCUGCUGGUACUGUUUACAAGUCAAAAAUAACCCUGACUGAGGCACAAGUCCUCCACAGUAUGCAGUCACUUAUACAGUGUGUUUGAGAUGUGGGUUUUCGUCUGUGAUCUGUCAAUUUUGCUGUUGAAUAGCCUAUUUAAUCAUUGUAAUAAUAAUAACAAUACAUUUUAUUUAUAUAGUGCCUUUCCCAUGCUCCCACACUUUCUGACUUUUCUUGCAUGAGUUUUGUUGUGUUGUAUUUUUUUCCUCAGUAUAUUGAUUCUAAGUUACCAAACUUACAAAAAUAACAGUCUAAAAGACAAUGCUUCACAGACAACCUUUGAGAAGAUUUGUAAAUACACAAUAAUAGUUCCUGUUAAGAAUGCAUUUUGUAAUUGAUUAAAGUGACUAAAUUGUACAACCA